This is a messenger RNA of Pseudophryne corroboree (corroboree frog), 5162 nucleotides long. RefSeq names its product formin 2 (gene FMN2). Gene Ontology annotation, cellular component: endoplasmic reticulum membrane; nucleus; cytoplasm. Gene Ontology annotation, biological process: intracellular transport; actin nucleation. Gene Ontology annotation, molecular function: microtubule binding. The transcript has 18 exons. Bases 215 to 4816 code for a protein of 1533 amino acids. Lineage: Eukaryota; Metazoa; Chordata; Amphibia; Anura; Myobatrachidae. The record is from RefSeq and is a predicted model, not a curated record.
GUGGGAGCAGUCAGUAAUGUGCAGCUGAACACUGAGCAUGUCUCUGUGGAGCAGCCUGCAAGCAGCUCACAAAGGCAGCACAGACGGAAGAGAAAUACAACAAACAAUAGCAUCUCUUCCUUUACAGCAAAGGGAACAGAUUUUCUCACUAAGCAUCAGCUGUGUAUCCCGGUGAAAUGUAUUAUUUGUUAGAGAUCAUCCAUUUCUGAACAAGAUGGGGAAUCAGGAUGGGAAGCUAAAGAAAACAUCGGGAGAUGUACAGGAAAGAGCAGAGCCUAGGCCUGAAGAUGGAGAAAAUACAAAAAAAGGAGGCAGAAGAACCUUAGGAAAACGCAGUGAGCAACAUGGUAAAAAAAGAAGCAAGUCUGAGUCCAGAGCUUCUGUGUUCUCCAAUUUAAGGAUCAGAAAGACACUAGCAAGAUCCAAAGAUGGUACAUGUGAUUCUAAGGAGGAUGUAUUGGGAAGGCAACAUCUGCAAACAGAGGAGCUGGACAGUACCCAUUCACUAGCUACAAAAACCCCAGACAUAAGCAUUUCAGCCGACGAAGGAGGCCUUUCUGAUACAGAUGCUGAUAAUUUCCAGAUCUGCAAAUCCCUGGUAGCAGCUGCUGCCAGUGAGAUACAGGAAGGACAAAAGACCAGUUCAGGAUCUGAUACAGAUAUAUACAGCUUCCAUUCAGCCACUGAACAAGAUGACUUGCUGUCUGAUAUCCAGCUGGCAAUUCGAAUGCAGUUUUCUGAAGAGGGAUCUUAUGAAAGUGAAGCUGGUCAACUGUCAAAAGUUUUUCAAGGACACCUGACAAGCUCCCACACAUUAUUUUGGGAUGCAGGUGAGCAGCUAACUACUAGUAAGGAAAGAAACACAAAUGUAGCUCAUUCAGAUGAAAAAGAAGGUGUUGUUAUUAAUGAAACUGAAGGUUCUUGUAAAGUAACGCUUAAUGCAUUCGGAAAGGAAAGCCUCCCUGAUGAAAGCUGCCAAGACGCUGCAGGUGAGACAGCAAGUUUAACAACUCAUCUUGAUGUCUCUUCUUUACCAGAACAUAUCAAUGAAGCUAGAGACUUCGGAUCUGUGCCUGAUGGAAGUCCAAAGGAAGAUAUUACUACCAUUACUGAUUGCAGGAAUUCUUCAAAUACAAAUGGAGAUAACAAUAAUGUAAGCUGUAUAACGGAGGAGAAACAUGGUUUAUUACCUGAGCAAAAUAAUACAGUACUUCUUAGUUCUACACCAGUCACUGAGGAUAGGUAUACAUAUUCAACUGCCCAAAAAGACACCGAAAGUAAAGCACAUACUGCAAUUAAACCAACCAGACAACAAACCUCUUCAAACUGUUCUCCAUUUGCCUCACCUCUGCAUAGUCCACAGUUUCGUAAAAAAAUUAGCCAAUUUCUUAAAGAGGACAAUGUAUGCAUUCGAAAGAACACAUCCAGCAGCUUGACAGGGAGCAGCAGCAGGUCUGCAGACUGGACAAAUGAAAUGAUCAAGGCCCAAUAUAAGAAUCUGAGGAAAGGAAGCUCACCAGAAAUGUUACCAUAUGGAGCAAAGACUUCAAAUGUUCCUGCAUCAAGUUUUCCCAAUGUGUUCACAGGACAAACUUUACUGGAAAAGUUAUUCAGUCAGCAAAGAAAUGCACCAGAGGACGCAGAAAGACUCUGCUCUGAAGUCCUUGCUAUGGGAUUGCUGCUGCCUUUUAGUGACUGCUUUCGUGAACAAUGCAGCAAAAGUGCAGAACAGAUUCCUUCAACUGUUCAUCAAGAUCAAUUUUCCACAUGGGCUGCAAUUAAUCAACCUACUCAUUCCCUGAACUCCUUAGAAGAAUGCUUUCCACAGAGAUUUCAAGCAUCAUCUAUUAUAUUAGAUGGAGAACCUGAAAAAACUCCAUCGGGAUAUGGAUUUGAAAACAAGCAUGAUGAGCAGGUUAAGGAUAAAGAAUGGAAGUGCGUCUCACCUAGGGAAGAUCAUGCUAACAUAGUACAGCAGCUUGAGCAAACCAUACAAGACUUAAAGGCGAAACUCGCUGAACAUGAGAAACAGUACACGCAAUCAAGGAUUUCUACCAUUACUGAAACACAAGAUAGCCCCCAAGACAUGUCAUUAAAAAAUAAUGCACAAGGAAAAUCUGUACAGACUUCACCAAUAGAGGAGUAUGUUACACAGGAAGUGCCUUCGUUUUCUAGAUGUCUUGAGUCUCCAAAUGUUGUUGAGGAUAAAAUGAGAAAUCAGAUGCACUCUUGUGCUUCCACUAACUCACAAGUUAAUGAGUACUCUAGAGAUUUGCAAAGGAAGUCAAAUGAAUUACAGUUUGAUCAUGGUUCAGGACAUAUAGAACUUCCACCAUGCAACAAAGUCUCAUCUGGGAAUGUCUCAGUUUUGACACUAUCCUCUCCUACAUUAAAUUAUGCAAAUAAUCUGCAAAAUGGUUUUCCUGAGGUUAAAUCUACUUUUUUUUCUCAUCAGUGUAAUAACACAGUAAUUCCUUUUCCCAGUGAAUGUCACACAUGUCUAGACCAUCCCUGCCCAUCUUCUCCCCCAUUGGAAUCAAACCUAUGCACGCAAUGUUCUGCUGAAAUGCAUGGUCUUCCUCCACUACUACCUCAACAAUCAUAUAAUUCUUCAACUUCUCCUCCAGCACCACUACCUCAACUGUUUUGUUCUACUGAAAUUCCUCCUCCACCUCCACUACCAUAUACUACUGUACUUUCUCCACCACUUAUAAUUCCUCCACCACAUCCACUACAUGGUACUACUGCAAUUCCUCCUUCACCAUUGGUACCAGGUACUACUGCAAUUCCUCCUCCUCCUCCUCUACCAGGUACUUUUGCAAUUCCUCCUCCUCCUCCUCCACUACCAGGUACUACUGCAAUUCCUCCUCCUCCUCCACUACCAGGCACUACUCCAAUACCUCCUCCACCUCCACUACCAGGUUCUACUGCAAUUCCUCCUCCACCUCCACUACCAGGUACUACUGUAAUUCCUUCUCCACCUCCACUACCAGGUACUUCUGAAAUUCCUCCUCCACCUCCACUGCCGGGUACUACUGUAAUUCUGCCUCCUCCACCUCCUCCACUACCAGGUUCUACUGCAAUUCCAUCUCCUCCACCCCCACCUCCACUGCCAGGUACUUUUGUAAUUCCUCCUCCACCACCACCUCUUCCACCAUAUAUUACAGCAAUUCAGCCUCCUCCCCCACCGCCUCCACCACUACCAGGUUCUACUGCUAUACGUCCUCCUCCCCCACCACCUCCACCACUACCAGGUUCAACUGCAAUUCAGAUUCCUCCUCCACCGCCUCCACCACUACCAUGUAAUAUUGCAAUUCCACAACCACCACCACCACCUCUUCUGCCACCUACACUAAAUCCCCCUCCUUUUGGAGGUUCAUACAGUUCAGCAUUUUUUCCUACAAAUCCUCAAACACAUAACACUUCGUCAUCAUUGUCUGGUUAUUUACCAGCUGGAUUAUUUGGAUUUGGAUUGACACAUUCUAAAGGGAAUAGGAAAGCUGCUAUCGAACCAACAAGGCCAAUGAAGCCCCUCUAUUGGACACGAAUUGAAUUACAUGGGAAUAGAGAUGGCAGCAGCCCUCUAGUUUGGGAAGCAGUCAAUGAGCUUAAAGUAGAUGUUAAUGAGCUGGAAAGUCUGUUUUCUAAAACUGCAGUAAAGGAAAAAAAGAAACCUAUUUCUGAUACAAUAACCAAGACAAAGUCUAAACAAGUUGUCAAGCUAUUAAGCAAUAAAAGAUCACAAGCUGUGGGAAUAUUAAUGUCCAGUCUUCAUUUAGACAUGAAAGAUAUACAACAUGCGAUUCUGAAAAUGGACUAUUCUGUGGUUGAUUUAGAAACUCUUCAAGCUUUAUACGAAAAUAGAGCUGUGUCAGAAGAACAGGAGAAAAUUGAAAAGCAUGUUAAGGCUUCAAAAAAUAAGGACAGUUCAAAGCCCCUGGACAAACCUGAGCAAUUCCUCUAUGAACUGACAACAAUACCAAAUUUUUCAGAACGAGUGUUUUGCAUUUUGCUACAGUCAACCAUUUCAGAAAACAUUAGUUCUAUUCAUCGAAAGCUUGAAUUACUACAGAAAGUUUGUAAGAUUUUAAAAGAAGAUCCUGCAGUUCUGCGUGUUUUAGGUUUGAUUCUUGCAAUCGGCAAUUACAUGAAUGGAGGGAACAGAACCAGAGGACAAGCCGACGGUUUUGCAUUAGACAUUUUGCCAAAACUGAAAGAUGUCAAAAGUAAUGAUAACAGCAGGAAUCUGCUUUCAUAUAUUGUUUCAUACUACUUGCGACACUUUGAUGAUAAUGCUGGCAAAGAAGAAUGUGCUUAUAUUUUGCCAGAACCUCAAGAUCUCUUUCAAGCUUCACAGAUGAAGUUUGAAGACUUUACAAAAGACCUUCGUAAAAUAAAGAAAGAUUUGCUUGCAUGUGAGGCUGAAGCUGCAAAAGUUUAUCAGAAAUCUGUCGAAGAACAUUUACAACCUUUCAAAGACAACAUAGAAGAAUUUCGGAGCAAAGCUAAAAUUGAACACGAAAAUACAGAAACAUUUCUGACUGAGGUCCAUUUACGGUUUAUAGAAACAACAGCUUAUUUUUGUGUGAAACCAAAAAUCGGUGAAAAAGAGGUGUCUCCCAGCACGUUCUUCAGCAUGUGGCAUGAAUUCAGCACUGACUUUAAAGAUUUUUGGAAAAAAGAAAAUAAGCUGAUUUUGCAAGAAAGGUUGAAAGAAGCUGAAGAAGUAUAUAAGCAAAAGAAAGAAAAGGCAACAAUUGUUGUGAAGCCAAAACAUGAGUCUGGAAUUAAAGCAAAGCUGAGCUUGCUAACAUGAUUAUAGCACAAAACACGCAUUUGGAGUCAUCAGUUUGAAUGUUGUGCCAAGUUUUGUAAAUAUAAUAGAAAAACCUCACUGGUGUGAGUGAGAAUACAACAGAAUACAGUAAAAACAGAAAAAUAUAUUUUUUCAAUGGGUACAUUGAAAUGCAGUCUGCAAAGUUGUGCUAUUGUGAUGAGAAGGUUUAUUUCCUUGUACGCUACAAUAUUCUGUACUAAGAUUAAUGUUAAUGGCAGACCAGAAUAUGUUAUUGACUGUAAUAAACUGUCUUCAAUUCCAAAAGUGAAAAUUGCCAUACUGUAUGUAUUUCUAUGAAAUAAAGUCACAACAUUAUUAGUUAUAA